GGCUUUAGGUUUUUUCAUCAUGAUGGUUGUCUGCUAAUACAUCAUAACCUUUUCCAAAAAUGUCACGACUAUUGAACAGGUUACUGUUCGAUAGACUUAUUUAUCUUUUACCUAAAAGCGGUAAAAGAUUCGCCGGUCAUAGCAAAUGGCAGAAUAUAAAGCACAUAAAGGAAGAAAAUGAUAACAAACGGAUGGUGCAGUUCUAUAGUCUAAAGCUGCAAAUGAAAGUUGCAAUACUUGAAGGUGGUACUACAAACCCAAAUAAUAAUUUAAAAUUAUCAAAAAUCAUUGAACGAGCUAAAAAGGUAAACAUGCCUGUGGCAUCAAUAAAGUCUUUCCUUGAUAAAAUGGAAACACGGAAAAACAAGACUCAGGCAGGUGUAAUAGAAGUUCGUGGGCCAAGUGGUUAUACCAUGGUUGUAUCUUAUAUGACAGAUAAUCCCAAGGCAUUUCUAAUAGAGUUUAAUUCAAAACUUAAAAAAACCAAAGGGAAAGCUACAGAUUCGUUUGCCAAAAAUAUGUUUAUUCAUAUAGGCAGUAUCAAAGUUGAAAAGAAAGGUAAUUUGGAACAAGCUAUGGAGGAUGCUAUUAAUAUCGGUGCAGAAGAUGUAGAGGAAUUCAAAGAGAAUGAUAUGGAAUGUUUCCAGUUCAAAUGUGAUCCGAAGUUUUUAAACAAAAUAAAAUGUCUUUUAGAAGAUCUUCAAUACUAUGUACUUUCAAUAGAAGAAGAUUAUAUAUCGCCAACUGUAAUAGAAUUAAAUGAAUCAGAUUUGGAAGCUGUUUCUUUAAUCCAUAAGAAAAUUUUGAGUUUAGAAGAUGUCACUAAGAUACAUGAUAAUUUAGCAUAAAUAUAUAUGUAUAUAUAUUUUUUAAAUAUAUAUAUAGGGGAGAAUGUCUCCUAAAUCGGACCGUGUUCCAAAUCGGACCUUUUUAAUUUAAAUAAAUACGAUUGAGCAGA
Molecule: messenger RNA, 958 nt
Organism: Cyphomyrmex costatus
Lineage: Eukaryota; Metazoa; Arthropoda; Insecta; Hymenoptera; Formicidae
Product: translational activator of cytochrome c oxidase 1
Exons: 4
Coding region: 60-848 (262 amino acids)
Cellular component (GO): mitochondrion
Source: RefSeq, a predicted model, not a curated record